Molecule: messenger RNA, 1413 nt
Organism: Plutella xylostella (diamondback moth)
Lineage: Eukaryota; Metazoa; Arthropoda; Insecta; Lepidoptera; Plutellidae
Gene: Parp16
Product: Poly(ADP-ribose) polymerase 16
Molecular function (GO): NAD+ poly-ADP-ribosyltransferase activity
Source: RefSeq, a predicted model, not a curated record
UGACUAACAAUGGCUAAAAUUUGUUUGGGUACAAAAUUAUAAUGAAAAUAAAUAACUACCAGUUAAACCUACUAUCAUAGACUAGAAUACUAUUGUAAAACAUUUUAAAAUCAUAACAAGGCAUCAUGGAUGGGGAGCCCGAUUAUAUGUCGGAUACCGGCACUAACUGCAACCUUCACACUACAUCAGAAACUUAUCCAGAGAAUCUUAACAAGCUGGAAACAUUAGAGAAGAAAGCUGUUCAUCUUAGAUUAGUAUUGGAAAAGGAUUUCAAGGCAGCUGAUAUGAAAUGGAGUUUAUUCGUGGCCGCAGCAUUUAGUUUCAGAUAUGAAAGCUGCUUGAAGCCGUUUCCACCAGGGUACUGGAAAAAUGGUAUCAAGGAUAUGGAUGAACUGCUUAGUACUAUAACCGACGUGCCGGCACUUGAUUUACUUCUGCGUCAACUGGAUAAUCUAGAUGAUUUGAAAAGCUACGCCGAAAUUAUAGACCUCCUGUUUUAUGUCCUAGUCAGGUUGAAAGAACCCAUCAUAAAGACAGUUCCAAUAGAAUCGCAUGGAAACGUGUUAUUGCACGUGAACUCUACUGUGCCCGCAGCCAAGCCUCAGUAUGUUUUCCAAGUGGUCAGCUCAAAUAAAUCAACAGCGGAAGUGAAAUGGAGGGAAUUGGCAAAAAACCACAACGUAUUUUAUGCUUUUCAUGGAAAUCGUCUCGAAAAUUUCUAUAGCAUGUUACAUUGCGGCAUUCAACAAAAGCCGAUGUGCAGCACGGGCGGCGGAAUGUUUCUGUCCCCGGAGCUGAGCGCGUCGCUGCCCCACAGCGCCGGGGGCUUCGGCUGGGGCGCCAGCUGCCUGGGCGGCCACCUGGCCUGCGUCGCGCUCUGCGAGAUCCUCGACGUGCCGGAAGGCAUCAACUAUCAGCGCCCUGUCACCAAUCAAGGUGAUGGCGGCUACGACGACAGCAGAAGCGUUGAUAGAAAAUCAAAUGCAGAUGAAGCUAUAUAUAAGCAGUUGCCGAAUUACUACGUCACAAAUGCUGAGCUGGUGCGAGUGCGGUAUCUGCUCAUUUAUGCCAAGCCCCUUGCUUCCUCGAGGCUCCCCACUGGCCAUAAUAAGAAAGACGGAGGAAUACGGAAAUGGUUUGCAAGGCAUAAAUUAUUUUCAAUUCUAUUUGGAUAUGGACUAAUGUUAGCGACAAUUGGCCUAGCAAAUAAUCAGCCACUGCAUUAUUAUUUCAAAAUGUUUAUGAAGAAAUUAGAACUUGCUUACUCGAAUGUUAAAGUGUCAUAAAGUUUAUUUUUCUAAUUUGUUCGUUUAAAAUUCCGGUAUGUCCAAAAAUGUAACUAGUUAAGUACCGAAUGUGUGUUAGGCAUAUAAUGCGCUAUAAAUAACUAAUAAAAUAUUUUAAUAGCAGGCC